UUGUACUCAAUGGUACAGUCCAUGUCGUACCCGGAAACAGCUUUAAAACAUCUCAAACGCGCGCACCAUUUGAUUUAAAGAAAUUAUUCAAAAUAGAGUGGAAAAGUAUAUCAGACUGUACUCUAUUCUGAACCGGAAUAGACUCGCAUAACCAAGAGUUGAAGCUCUGAUCUGAAGCCAGCUUUACCAGGAUACCCAGCAUGCAGGAGGACUCUAGCCGCAGUCCCAGUUACACUGUGACAUGCGAGGACUAUGUUCAUGUGGUUGAAUUCAGUCCGUUUAGCUCUGGUACCCCUGCUUCUCUCCUGGCCUAUGGUGGAAACCAGUAUGUGGUCGUGGGCACCUGCCUAUUCCAGGAGGAGGAUAUGGAGAUUGAGGGAGUUGAAUUUAAUGUUCUUCGAGCUUUUCAUCAUGAAUUGCGUGUCGACGCUCUCGCCUGGAGCCCGGAGUCCCGGCUGGACAGGAUACCCACUAUCAGAUUCUGCACCGCUGCAGCUGACAGAAAGCUACGCCUGCUGACUUCUGAUCUCCAGGAUAGGCAUGAAGUCAAGGUGAUGGAGGGCCACACCAGCUACAUUAACCAUUUGGUGUUCGAGCCCACAGAGGGGAAACAGAUUGCUUCCGUCAGCGAUGACCACACGUGCAGGGUGUGGGACCUGGAUGGGAACGAAAGCACGACUCUCAGACUCCGCUCUCCUGGCAUCAGCGUGUGCUGGCACCCGGAGGAAGCCUUUAAGUUAAUGGUGGCAGAGAAGAAGGGAACGAUUCGCUUCUAUGACCUGGUGACCCAGCAGGCCAUUCUGUCUCUGGACUGUGGUCAGUCGCCAGUCAUGUCAGCUGACUGGUGCCUCACAAACACAAUCAAAGUCGGUGCUGUGGCCGGCAACGACUGGCUCAUCUGGGACAUAACUCGCUCCAGUUACCCGCAGGAAAAAAGACCCGCACACAUAGAUAAAGCUCGAUUAUUCAAGUGGUCUCGAGCCAAUGAAAACCUCUUUGCCACCACUGGUUGUCAAGGAAAGAUCAGCAGUCAGUUACUCAUCCACCAUCUUGGCCACCCACAGCCCGUGAUGAUCGGAUCGGCCACAGUUGGAUCGGGCCUCAGCUGGCACCGGACGCUCCCGCUCUGCGUGAUUGGCGGCGACAGGAAACUUUGCUUUUGGAUGACUGAAAUGUAGACAUCUGUACACUUAAGUGUUUCUAUUCUAGUAAAUGUCCAAUAAAAUAAAUAUUUUUCUGAGUA
Molecule: messenger RNA, 1243 nt
Organism: Cottoperca gobio
Lineage: Eukaryota; Metazoa; Chordata; Actinopteri; Perciformes; Bovichtidae
Gene: nup37
Product: nucleoporin 37
Exons: 10
Coding region: 201-1178 (325 amino acids)
Cellular component (GO): nuclear pore outer ring
Molecular function (GO): protein binding
Source: RefSeq, a predicted model, not a curated record